Messenger RNA from Laccaria bicolor S238N-H82, 1611 nucleotides. RefSeq lists its product as uncharacterized. The record is from RefSeq and is a predicted model, not a curated record. The transcript has a single exon. Bases 1 to 1611 code for a protein of 536 amino acids. Lineage: Eukaryota; Fungi; Basidiomycota; Agaricomycetes; Agaricales; Hydnangiaceae.
AUGUCUGGGACUGGCGCAAAACCCAGGACACAGACGACUCUGACGAGCAAAGGUAAAAUGACAAUCACACGACAUGCCCAACCUGUCGAAGCAGAAGCACAACCACAAGAACGGAAAAGGACGAGGGCGGCUGGAUCGGCGGAGAUAGAGGGGAACAAUCAGGAGAUUAGCGAUGCCGAAAAGGGCAAGAUAUACCUCGAAGAGACGCUCACAUUCGUACCAGCAGGCGUGACGCCCACUUUGGACGCACUCUCGACAGCCCUCUUCCAGAUAGCGGCUAUGCAGGGUAUCGGACGCCCAGCAGUCAACGCGGUCCGCGCAGUCGCAUAUCUGUUGAAGGAAAUCGAGCUGGAAGAAGUAACAAAGACCAUCAGAAACAUCGCCAAUACGCAGUUCGGCGAGAUGGCGAGCGACCUGAAAGAGUACACGGAAGGUCUGAAGGAGAAGGUGGCGGAGGAGCUGGAGAAGAGAACGGAGGCGCUGGAGAAGAAAACAGGGGAGUUAGUGGAGGUAAUGGAAAAGGCGGCACAACAGGCAGGAAGUAUUGGGGGCUCAACUUACAGGGACGCACUAACUAGGUCGGCAUCUGGAGCACCGCCAGAUACCAAUCCCAGGCUGGCGGCGAAGGAGAGCAUCCGACAGCGACAGGCCCUCAUCGACUUACCCAGGGACUCAAAGCUCAGAGACUGCGCCAACACGGUUCUUGUAGGCAAGUUCUCAGAAGCGAUGGGAAAGGCAACGGGCCAGAAACACAAAAUGAGAUCGGCGUUGAAGCUUCAGAACGGUGGGAUACUGGUGGAAAUGGUCACGGACGAUGGCACAGUGUGGCUGGCUUCCAAGGCGAACGCAGAGGCCUUCCUGCGGGAGCUGGGGGAGUCAGAGGCCUCUUUCAAGACGAGGGCAUACAACGUCAUUGCCUACUACGUGCCAUUGAGCCUGGACCCCAGCAGCGAGAAGGACAGGAAGGAGAUUGAAGAAACUAACGGAAUCCCAACAGGUGUACUGACGAAGAUUAGGUGGAUCAAGCCCCCGAUGCGGAGGCGUCCCGACCAGCGCCUCGCCCAUGUCAUCAUCACCUUCUCGGACGCGGACACAGCAAACAGGGCAAUAGUCAAUGGCCUGUCGAUUUGCCACAAGAGAGUCUCGGUAGCGAAGUGCAGGAAGGAGCCUAUUCGAUGCCUCAAAUGCCAGGGAUGGGACCAUAUCGUUGCGGAGUGUGUGGUCACAAAGGAGGUAAAUGUAUGCGGUACUUGCGGGGCAAGGGACCACUGGACCAGCAAGUGCAACCAACAAGGGGUCACUUACUGUACGUCGUGCAAAUCGGACGACCACACCAGCUGGGACCGCGGAUGCCCGACUUUCCUCAGGAAGGUCGACGAACUCAACGCAAGGGACCCAGCAAACGACAUUCCCUUCUUCCCGGCAAGAGAGACAUGGACAUGGUCUCAAUCCUACCCUUCGCAAGGCCGACGAGUCCCACCGGCGGAGAUACAGGUAAACUAUGCUCAGACAGGCUCACAGAAAAGUAGAUACAGGCAAACACAGCUAAACUUCGACUCAGUGGCUCCAGGUGGGAGACCGUACACCAGGGAAACGCGGAUGCGUCAAUGA